Magnolia sinica is the source of this 447-nucleotide messenger RNA. Its product is annotated as histone acetyltransferase GCN5-like. The transcript is spliced from 2 exons. The record is from RefSeq and is a predicted model, not a curated record. The coding region runs from base 1 to 447 and encodes 148 amino acids. NCBI's taxonomy places the organism in Eukaryota, Viridiplantae, Streptophyta, Magnoliopsida, Magnoliales, Magnoliaceae.
AUGGCGCUCUUCGAGUUAGUUACCACCAUAUUCUUGCUCUCAACACUCCUUUCCCUUAUGAGAAAGAAGAGGGCAUCCACAGAUGAAGCCGGGCCUAGCUGCCUAACCUGUACAAGGAAGAAGACGGGCAACAAAGCAAGCACGAGCGUCGAGCGAGAAAGAAGAUCAAAACAGGAUCUUAACUUGCGGAUCCCCAUUGAAAGAUCGCUGUCGGCGGGUGUCAAGAUAGAGGAAGAAAGCGAAGAGGAUGAAGGGAGUGAAGAUGAGGAAGACAAUGAUGAGGAAUACAGUGAAGAGGAAAGCACUGAGGAAGGGAAUGAUGGGAAAGAGCAGGAAGAGGAAGAAGAGGCCCAAGAUGCUGAUAGGGAGCCUCCUACUGCUACACAUGGCGACCAUCAUGAUCUGACAGCCUUAGAAGCCCGCAUGGCUCAAAUUGAAGAGAACUAG